AAGAAGGUUCUCCUUUCUCUCACCUGGUUUUCUUGCUUAGCAAGCAAGCUAUCUCUUUUUCCAUCCUCAACUACCAUCACUUGUUUGAAGAGAGUUAAAAGGAAUUAAAAUUCCAUGACUGAUUUGAAGCUUAGGAAUUAGAAGGAGAGAACGAAUAUGGAAAAGGAACAAGCUUUCCAUCAGCGUGCACUUGAUGGAACUGAAGUAGAAGCUACUGAUAAGUUUCCUGUGGAAGAUGAUGAUGCCAAAGAAAGUGGAGGGAUUAAUCCAUUUCCAUAUAAUGCUGGACAAGUUGAUUAUUUCCCAGGAGAGUUGGUUGGCCAUUGGGUUUCCUUCUCUGCACUGGGCUUGUAUCAUUGCUACUCAUUGGGCUUAGCUGGGAAUGUUGAAUUGGAUGUCCCCUUUCGAGGCAUUUCACUUAUUGUAAAGUGCAAGUUGGAAGCUGAUUUUACCGCUACACAAUUUCAGUUGGAAACCGUUAGGGGUUCUGUGACUGUCGACAUGAAAUAUGUGGGUCCCGUUCAUCUUACAACUGACCAGGUUAAUAUGGCUAGAAGGUUUCAGAUCACUAUUCUCAGAUUGCUUAUCAACCAUAACUGGAGUACACUACAACAUGAUUUAAAUGGACCUCAUCGGGAGGAGGAGACUCUUGCAACUACAACUUACUUAGUGCUCCCAUCUAUUAUUGAUCAUGAUUUAGUGCUCCCAUCUAUUGAUCCUGAUCAGAAUUCUUCAAUUAUUGAUUGGGAUUGUGUUAAAGCAGCCUCAUUUUCUUCUAAUGUGGAUGGUAUGGUUGGGGAAGAUGGAAUUCCGCAUUGUUGUUCUCUAAAAGGUGACGACAUUCGACGGAUGCACACAAAAGAUGGUCCUGUAUGCAGUUGUAUGCUUAGGAAUUCUUUGGUGAUCACUCCUCAUAAUGGGAAUCUCUAUUGCAUUACUGGUAUCUUAGAUAAUCUUAACGGGAACUCUCCUAUGAAGUCCAAAAAGGGAAAAUCAUUACUUUGUGGGAGACGCCUGUUUAAGGUGCAAAACUGGCUUCGGAGGUCUACGUUUCAAAAGGGAAAAGAACGAAGCCACAUAGAUAGUGUUGCACCUAAACUCUGUGAGAUCAUUAUGUCUCCCAUCUCCGCAAGUACAUUGUACUCUUUCUCAUUCAUUCCGUCUAUUAUGCAUCGUAUGAAGUCCAUGCUUCUCGCCAUCACAUUAAAGGAAAUGCAAAUGAAUCACUGCACGCAAAAAUUUGAUGUUCCAGACAUCAAGGUUUUGGAAGCAAUUACCACAGACAAAUGCGAAGAGGAAUUUUCUUUGGAAUCACUAGAGACACUUGGAGACUCUUUUCUCAAAUAUGUAGUAAGUCAACAGUUAUUCAGAGAUAAUAAGCAGGACCGCGAGGGCACUCUUAGUCUUAAGAGGGAAAGCAUGAUAUCCAAUGCUAACCUUUGCAAGCUAGGGUGUAAUCGAAAACUUCCGGGUUUCAUACGUAAUGAGCGAUUCGACCCUAAGCAGUGGGUUAUUCCUGGUGAUCCUUGUGGAUGUUAUUGGAAGGAUGAAAUGUUUGUAUCACCUUUGAAAAAGAUCUAUUAUGAGGGAACCAGGCCUAUGAAUAGCAAAGUAAUUUCCGAUGUUGUUGAGGCACUUAUUGGAGCAUACCUUAGCACAAGUGGGGAAUUAGCGGCAUUGUACUUCAUGAAGUGGCUUGGUUUGUUGGUUGAUUUUGUGAAAGAGAUCUCAGAUGAAAAGCCAUUUCUAGAAGCUGAGAAGUACGUAAAUGUUAGCUGUCUUCAAUCACUGCUUAACUAUUCAUUCCGUGACCCUUCUCUAUUGGUUGAAGCAUUGACUCAUGGUUCAUAUCAGGUUGCAGAUAUUCCAAGAUGCUAUCAGCGCCUCGAGUUCCUUGGAGAUUCGGUUUUGGACUAUCUCAUCACCCUCUACUUUUACAAGGAAUAUCCUGGGAUUUCCCCUGGAGUUCUAACUGACCUUAGGUCUGCUUCUGUAAACAACGAAUGCUAUGCCCUCACAACAGUCAAGUUUGGACUCUACAAGCACAUUCUUCAUCAAUCACCUGGCCUAGAUGAAGGAAUUAUGUCCUUCGUAAAUAACAUUGGGCAAUCACUUCCGGACUCAACAUUCGGAUGGAAAGCAGAGUCACCUCCCCCAAAGGUACUCCCAGACAUACUCGAAUCAAUUGCUGGGGCUAUUCUUGUUGAUUCUGGAUUUGAUACGAAUGCUGUUUGGCAGACCAUAAGGCCUCUUUUGGAACCUAUGGCUACCCCAGACACACUAGAACACCAGCCAAUGCGGGAACUUGAAGAAUUCCGUGUGAGAAAAUCAUAUGAGAAGCCAACAUUCCAAGAUGGGGUCGCUUCUAUCAAGGCAGAUGGAAUCAUCCACGAAGAAACAUAUGUCAGUAGUAAUAAGAAGACAUUGGAGAAAAAAGGUGCAAAAGCCCUUUUGGGGUCUUUGAAGGCAACUAAUCUUGGGUCAGAAUGACUAGCAAGUAGUUAACGAUCAACAUAGAUAUUGCUGAAUUAUACAUAUGCAGGGAAUGUGUUUGUAUGGGUUUAAAUAGUCUGUUUGAUUCAUGGUAGGGGGUUUUGCACGAUAACUUCUCCAGACUCCCAAGAUUGUAGAGGGCAACAUGUUCUGUUGCUCCCAGUUGUAUAUUGAUUAUUGAGUGGGUAUGUAUUUUAAAAGUUGCUGGUUUUCUGGA
Molecule: messenger RNA, 2710 nt
Organism: Magnolia sinica
Lineage: Eukaryota; Viridiplantae; Streptophyta; Magnoliopsida; Magnoliales; Magnoliaceae
Product: endoribonuclease Dicer homolog 2-like
Exons: 9
Coding region: 157-2490 (777 amino acids)
Biological process (GO): siRNA processing
Cellular component (GO): cytoplasm; nucleus
Molecular function (GO): ribonuclease III activity; RNA binding
Source: RefSeq, a predicted model, not a curated record